Fusarium odoratissimum NRRL 54006 is the source of this 630-nucleotide messenger RNA. RefSeq lists its product as uncharacterized. Lineage: Eukaryota; Fungi; Ascomycota; Sordariomycetes; Hypocreales; Nectriaceae. Bases 252 to 503 code for a protein of 83 amino acids. The record is from RefSeq and is a predicted model, not a curated record. The transcript has a single exon.
AUCCGAACAAUAUCUCAUCAGUCCGUCUUAGUAAGCGAUGCGGGUACUCGAUCCAAACGAAUGUAUGCAUCGGGGAUAGAUAUUCUUGGAAGCUAUGCAAUUAAGGUGGGAUCAUGCUUGCUUCCCGAGAUCUUGACGGGAGAGAACCUCUUCGGGGAAGGUGUGCCCGAGUAAAGUGUUGAAGUGGUCUAUUUUAAGUCUGAUACAUGGCUUAACAGGAAAAAGACCUGGAAGGUAACAGAAUUGAAGGAAUGACACGUCGAGUCUGGAUUCCCGAUGAUGAUGGUAUGCUCAAGGAAGUUGUUCGGCCGGCUGAAGCUGAAUAUCGGUGGUGGGAAGACAUCUGGUGGACGGAAUGGUGCAUUGAUGAGGGAACUGUGGUAUCAGAACUGCAACUUUCCGCUGACUAUGUCAUGAUUUGGCUUCUGCUCCGGUGUCGUGACGUUUGCUUCCCGAGAGAAGGACGGGAGAACAUGCCAUUACGGAAGAUGACGAGGCAUUAACGGGUAGUGUUGUGAAACUACUGCCUGAAAUGAGGAGAUGAGGGCCUAGAGGAUUGCCGCAUUGCAAAAAUGAUGGCUGGAUCUGGAUCUCUGGCGAUGUUGGGAUGCCUGAUCAGGCUGUCUGGUG